ACUGUGCUUUCUCACUGUGCGCGCUCGCUGCAGUGCGGAGAAAAUGUGAGGGCAGGCAGCAGUGCAGGACGAUCGGCCAGGAUGUAAAUAUCAUUAGCAAAAUCUGAUGUUCCAUAUCGACUGUUUUAUGCGAAGGUUCGGGUGGAUGUGCUACAGUACAGUAGGCUAUGAAUCAACUAGGCUAUGCUACUACAGUGACAGUUUAAGCUUCCAGUAAUGCUAAACACAAGCUUCAUGGAAAGGAUUCGCUGUCAUAGGCUAGUCACUGUGAUGUAGACAUCGGACGGUAGGCUACUGGCAAAUGAUCGAAAACAUGCUUGUCGUUCAGGUGCAUGAUGACAAUUCAUCAUUUUGUAGACGUGUUGGUUAUGAUAGGCUUUGUGCAUAUGUUUUUUUUUACCUCGCAGUUGUGAAAACAGCUAUAGUGUCAAACAGUUUAUAGUUGGGAGGAAUUCUUCACUUGUGAAAUCUCCCCUGUAUAAUUAUAACCCACUGAAUUUAUAUUAAUGCUAAAAUGUCAGUGAGAUGCUUGCCAGUUUCCCCUCGGUACCUCUGCAGUUUUGCGCUACCAAAGAUCCUUUUGUAGACUCUGCGCCCCCGCACAGUCCCCAAUGAAGGUUACAAAAAGGAAACGAAAAGGAGCACAGCGCUUUAUCAUCCUUUGGGCGAGGUAAAUGGCAGGGGGCCGCAGGCAGCAGUGCCCAUCUCUAGCCGGCCAAUGCAGUGUGUAGGGCCUGCUGUCCAGGGCGACGUCAACAUGAACGGGGUGGGGGAGCAGGUGGACAUCCUGCCACCAAACUGCAUGGUGAAGGAGCGCUGGAAAGUGCUCAAGAAGAUAGGGGGAGGUGGUUUUGGGGAAAUCUAUGAAGCACUAGACUUGCUGACCAGGGAAAAUGUGGCACUGAAGGUGGAGUCGGCCCAGCAACCCAAACAAGUGCUCAAGAUGGAGGUGGCUGUUCUGAAGAAACUCCAGGGGAAAAACCAUGUCUGCAAAUUUAUCGGAUGUGGACGAAACGAGAAGUUCAACUACGUGGUUAUGCAACUGCAGGGGAGGAACUUAGCUGAUCUGAGGCGCAGCCAGCCUCGGGGGACCUUCUCCAUGAGCACCACGCUCCGCCUGGGCAAACAGAUCCUGGAGUCCAUAGAGGCCAUUCACUCAGUGGGCUUCCUGCACAGGGACAUUAAGCCUUCCAACUUUGCCAUGGGCCGGCUGCCAUCGACAUAUAGGAAAUGUUACAUGCUAGACUUUGGCCUGGCGAGGCAGUACACCAACACCAGCGGAGAGGUGCGGCCGCCAAGAACGGUGGCAGGAUUCCGGGGGACAGUCCGAUAUGCGUCUGUCAAUGCUCAUAAAAACAAAGAGAUGGGUCGGCAUGACGAUUUGUGGUCCCUGUUUUAUAUGCUGGUGGAGUUCACUGUUGGUCAGUUACCAUGGCGAAAAAUUAAGGAUAAGGAGCAGGUGGGUCAGAUUAAGGAACGCUACGAGCACAAGAUGCUGCUGAAGCACAUGCCGUCGGAGUUCUACAUCUUCUUGGACCACGUGUUGGGGCUAGACUACUAUACCAAACCAGAUUACCAGUUGCUGAUGUCAGUGUUUGAUAUGAGCAUGAAGGACAGGACCAUUACUGAGAACGAGUCGUAUGAUUGGGAGAAAGCAGGGACAGAGCCUAUGCUGUCAACCAGCACGCCUGCCCCACCCCAACAAAACACCAGACCGACUGCUGCAGUGGCAGGAGUGGUCAACAUAACGCCGGUUCCUGGGGAGCAGCAGCGAGAGAACACAGAUGAUGUCCUGCAGGAUGAGCACCUAAGUGACCAGGAGAACGCCCCGCCCGCCCCAGCACCCAGCAGGCCGAGCGACGCCGCCCAUCCCCCACCCGAGGGAGAGGCCUGGGACGACACAGACUUCAACCGCAACAAACUCAGGAUCAGCAUCAGCAAGACACAGGUGGCUUUGGAGGAGGAGGGUCAAGCAGGAGGGACGGGCUCUGCCGAGGCGAAAGCUCUGGAAUCUCCCAGCGGACAGGCGCGUGCCCUCAGGUUCCGCCGUGUCAACAGCCCCGAGUCUGACCGACUCUCUGGUGCAGAUGGCCGUGCAGAUGCCUAUGACAGACGGUCUCGCAUGGACAUCCUGUGCUCCCCGUCCCGGCUGGUCUACUCCUCGCAGCCAGCCCAGAUGCUCUCGCUGGACGCGGGGCAGGGCGAGCGGCAGGCCAGUGGGCGGCAAGACGCCUCGGUGGACGCCGACCAGGAGGCCCACAGCAAUGCCUUCAUCCACUCGGUGCCGCUGGCCGAGGAGGAGGACUUUGACAGCCGCGAGUGGGUCAUCAUCGACAAGGAGAUGGAGCUGCGCGACUUCCUGCCGGGUGCCGAGCCCACCACCUCGGGCACCACGGACGAGGAGCCCGAGGAGCUGCGUCCGCUGGAGGACCACGAGGGCCGGCGGAGGUGCCACGACGGUGUGGUGCGGCCCAAGACCCACUCUGCUGAGCGGACGCGCUGCAUGAUGGCUCUCAACAACGGGGAGGGAGCGGGGCCCAGCCCCGCCCACUCGCCCUGUCACUCACUGCCUCACACGUGCCCCCGGAGGAGAGAAUCCGAACCGUUUGGUCCUCACAGACAGGACAUCCAAGAGGCACAUCCUGAGGUCCCGCCCCCCCAGACGAGGCCGAAGCGAGUGGACUUCCUGUCAGGGGUGCUGAUGUUCGACGUGCCUCGGGAGGAGGGCCGAGAGGGCCCGGGCUCUGGCAGCGAGGGCAGUCCAAAGAGCAGCGAGGGGAGCCCGGAGAACGCCGCAUCCACCCUGAUGGCCCCCGCGCACAACAAGGAGCACGACCAGGAGGACGCUUCACGCACCCUGGUGCUGGCCUCUCCGGCCAACGGCCUGGCCUCCCCCGGCAACGGCCUGGUCUCCCCCGGCGACGGGCAGGGCACGUUCACCGCACUGACGCCACAGAGUGAGCGGCCGCCACCACAGCCGGACGAGGCCGAACCCGGAACGCUGCCGUUCACCAUCAUCAGGUCCGAGCCCCGGCCCAUCAUCGCCAUGCCGACCGUCAGCAUGGUGUCCAGUUCAGGAGGCACGUCCUCGCCGCCGUUCACCAAGGUGGAGCGCACCUUCAUCCACAUCGCCGAGACGUCGCACCUGAACGUCAUGACGGCCAGACAGCAGCACCCCAGCUCCCACGAGGAGGCAGCGCCGGAGCCCAGCCAAUCAGAGAGCGCCAAAGAAGAGGAGGACGAGGAUGAGGAGGGGAGAGAGGAGAUGAAGGGUGAGAGCGAAGGCGAGGAGGAGGAGAGCAAAAGUGAAGAAGUCUUGCAAGAGGAAGAGAAGGAUAGAGAGGAUGAGGAUGAGGAGGAGGAGGAGAAAGAAGAAAACAUCAAGAGCGAGACUGAGGAAGAGGAGAAAUUAGAGGAGGAUAGAGAUGAAGAAAGCCCACAGAGUGAGGAAGAGGAAGACAGAGUUGAUGACUCAGAAAAACAUGAAGAUAUUCCGUGUGAUGCAGUGAUCCUAGAGGAGGAAGCGUCAGAGAAAGGAGUGAAAAAGAGUGAGAAGGAGGGAGCGAGCGAGAGCGACAAAAGUGCUGAGAGCAAGGAAGAAUGCAGAGAGAGCAUCUCGGCUUCGCAGGAGGCAGAACAUGAGCACAUGCCUGAGGCAGCUGUCCAAUCAGAAGCUUCCAUUCGAAAUGCAAAAGAAGCCGUUGUGCAGAACAUUCUAGAAGCCGGUGGGGAAACUGAUUUAGAGGCAGCGCCGUGUGUUCAGCAGGAAGAGGAUGCUGAUCAGGAAAAGGUGUGUGAAGUCCUCGCUGCUGAUGCAGAGACAGGGGAGGAGAUGAAGGAAGAGGCGGGCCUGGAGGGUGAAACACCACCUGUGAUUGGUGCUGAGACAAAAGGGGAGGAGCUUGAGACCAACGCUCCAACCAGCCGUCAGCGCCGGAGUCGGAUUCCGGUGCCCGUGUCAGAGGAGGAGAGCGGCUCGGACCGGUCGAUUCCGAGGGGCCCCGGCUCCCCGCACCACCUGAAGACCAGACGCCCCCACCUGGCUCGGCUGGUCCUGGAGCGCCGACAGAGCAGCCACAGACCGCCCGGUGUGCCCUCCUCCCCGAGCCGGUCCACCACGGCCUCCGAGGACGACACACACCAGUCGGACGAGUCCGUGAGGGAGAGGGGCAGGCCACGGGCGGCGGAGGGCCAGAAGAGGAGCAGGAUCCCCAGGCUGGUGACGCCGGUCAGGAAACCCCCGUCGGCCCCAGUGACCACUCCCGCUGCACCCCUACACCCCCAGACAACAAAAGCAACCUCCUCUCUGCGCAGGCUUCGGAAGGCAUCCAGCAUGGGCUCCUCGUCGCCCAGGUCCCAGCCCUGUCCCUCUGCGGCUCCACAGAGCCGUCCCCUCUCUACGGCAGGCCCCACCCUGCUCCGCGGGAACCGCAGCGGAACCUCAGCGGGACCCCCCGGGCCCCGGGCUCCCCGUCGGCCGCGCGCAGCAUGAGCACCUCCCCGCGUAGUUACUCCACCUCCCGCACCGACAGCCCCUCCCCUCAGCACCACAGACGCCCGCCGGCCGCCGGCGAGAGGAGGAGGCAGCCUGCAGCGCCCGUGCGCCCCACCUCC
This is a messenger RNA of Alosa alosa (allis shad), 4614 nucleotides long. It is a transcript of the gene ttbk1b, whose product is annotated as tau tubulin kinase 1b. The coding region runs from base 719 to 4492 and encodes 1257 amino acids. Gene Ontology annotation, biological process: peptidyl-serine phosphorylation; peptidyl-tyrosine phosphorylation; signal transduction. Gene Ontology annotation, cellular component: nucleus; cytoplasm. The record is from RefSeq and is a predicted model, not a curated record. The transcript has 15 exons. Gene Ontology annotation, molecular function: protein serine/threonine kinase activity; ATP binding. NCBI's taxonomy places the organism in Eukaryota, Metazoa, Chordata, Actinopteri, Clupeiformes, Clupeidae.